AUGGACGCCUCCGUCAUCGACGCCUUCGUGGGCGACUAUGGAAACGACAAUAUCGACGAUUCAGACCACCUGUCCGAGCGCUCGGCUGAUGAAGGCAGUGACCACGAGCAGUCCGAUGCCGGUGGUGGUGAUGAUGUGAAAAUUGAAGAGGACGACGACGACGGUCCAAAAGCCCAGCUCCUCGAACACUUGCAGUCGGAGUUGCGCAAGCUCACGCUCGAGGCCGAGACGGUCCUCUCCCGGCAGCCGCGCAGCACGCAGAAGGUCUUUGCAGCCGAGACCAAGGUCCUCUUUGACGACUACAAGCGCUUCGGCUCCAUGGCGCGCCUCAAGGUCGGGGUCGACAGGUUCUUGAAGCUGGGUGACGAGAAGGGGAGGUUGCGCAUCGAGAAGGAAGAGGAGAAGGAUAAACACAAGGACGACCAGGAUAUGACCACAGCGGCACGACAGCAGUCCCCAUCUGCAGCUGCCGCCGUGCCCAAAAGACCGGCGCAUUACGGCGAGGCGUUCAUGCUCAACGACACCGAAGACGACGACAAGAUCAAGUUCGACCCGGAGCUCGCCUUUCCCCAGACGCGCUGCACGGACAACAACGACCACGCGGAGCAAGAGGAGGAACACCUUUCCGACUUGGAAAACCUGGGGUUUGACUUCGACUUGAAGGCGGGCGACGCGCUGCCCACGCACCCUCUGCGCACCAUCGACCCGGACUCGAUCCCGUACGUGACGACGCUACCGUGGGACCCGAUCGCGACCAAGGUCAGCUGGCCAGACCAGCGCACGUGGCCGAAGGGCCUGCUGGGCAACCUGAACAAGAUCCUGACCGUGGAGGACGCGGCGGCGCGUGAGCGGCUGUUCCACCACGUGAGCAAGUACGGUCCCGCGCCCGUGCUGCGGGCCGGCAUCGCGGCGCAGCUGCGGCACGAGUACAGCAGCAUCUUCACCAGCGCGGGCGACCACUACCUGGGGCUGAGCGGCAAGACGCGCGCGUUCCUGCGCUCCGUGCACACCCGCCACCGCCGGCCGGCGCUCAACGUCGCCGAACGCCGCCUGCUCGCCCUGGUGUGCCGCGUCGCCGAGGACUCGGUGCAGAUGUUCUGGGAGGACGCGGCUAAGGACCUGAAGGCGUACCACGCCAUGCGCAUCUUCAUGGCGGCCCGCGAAAUCGAGCGCGAUGAACACGCCCGCAAGACGGAGCCCCAAAGACCCCCCCGCGCGACGAUCGGCACUCGCACUCCUCGUCGCACUCACCCGGGCAGCGACAGCCAAAGCCAGGCGCGCAGGGCCGACGUGCUCAGGGACCACAUCAAGAGGUUCAACGAGUUUCGACGCGACGUUGCUGGUAGCGCGGCUGGGGAUGGCAAUGCGGCCGGUGCGAGUACGUGA
Fonsecaea erecta is the source of this 1386-nucleotide messenger RNA. RefSeq lists its product as hypothetical. The transcript has a single exon. Bases 1 to 1386 code for a protein of 461 amino acids. NCBI's taxonomy places the organism in Eukaryota, Fungi, Ascomycota, Eurotiomycetes, Chaetothyriales, Herpotrichiellaceae. The record is from RefSeq and is a predicted model, not a curated record.